Ophidiomyces ophidiicola is the source of this 861-nucleotide messenger RNA. RefSeq lists its product as uncharacterized. The coding region runs from base 1 to 861 and encodes 286 amino acids. The record is from RefSeq and is a predicted model, not a curated record. Gene Ontology annotation, molecular function: alkylmercury lyase activity. The transcript has a single exon. Lineage: Eukaryota; Fungi; Ascomycota; Eurotiomycetes; Onygenales; Onygenaceae.
AUGAUCCAAAAACAACAGCCUUUGCGGGUUCGGAUCCUCGCAGUUCCAGACUGUCCGUUGGUCCCAAGGGUGCAAGAUCUUGUCGAUCAAUGUCUGACCCAGACACAUAUCCAAACGGCCGUUGAAACCACGAUCGGGGACUACAGCUCCCCCACGCUUCUAAUCAACGACUUCGAUGUCACAGGUCGAACGACGUCGAUCAGACAGAUCUCUUGUCGGCUUGAUCUUCCGAAGCCGGAAGAAAUCAUCGCCGCGCUCCGUGUCAUACCCAUCUUAGACUGUCACGAUCCGCAUGAGAAACUGAUUCUUGCCAACGCAUUCCAAGCGAUUCUUGCCACUGGGCGCCGCGUUAGCAUCUCAGACAUCUGCACAUCAACGAAGCUAGACGAGCAAACUGCCCUGCAACGCAUAGCAUCCAUGCGAAAUGCCGGCUUCUUGAAGCUAGAUUCUGACGGCCAUAUUGCGGCCGCCGCUGGUCUGAGUACUACGCCAACCAAGCACCAAAUUACCCUCAAGGGUCAAAAACUCUGGACUUGGUGCCCAUUGGAUAUUAUUGGCAUCUUUGGCGCUCUCGAUGCCUCCGGUUCCGGGACAGCAUGUGUUCCAGGAACAAAUGAGAUGAUCCAGCUCAGUUUCGAAGAUGGGCGGGCUCGCGAAAUUGACGGCGCCAUGCUAUUUCUUGUAAAUACGUCUACUGCUGCCUCGCUGUGCAGUGAUUGGUGUCCGAAUAUCGGUCUCUUUCCCUCCAAAUCUGCCGGUGAAUCUUGGAUGCAGGAGAAUGUCAUCCAAGGUGAUCUGAUAUCGGUAGCUAGCACUUUCAACGUAGCUCGGGAAGUUUGGCGUAGGAUACUUCGAGGUUAA